Prorocentrum cordatum is the source of this 1071-nucleotide messenger RNA. The record is from the annotation of a GenBank genome assembly. NCBI's taxonomy places the organism in Eukaryota, Dinophyceae, Prorocentrales, Prorocentraceae.
AUGGUGUCCGAGAUUGGGAACGGGUCCAGCACAAUGCUCAGCUAUUGCAGGAUCGGUUUCUUCUGCCUGAUGUACAUCGUUCUCAGUGGAGGGCUGAUCAAUUUCAACAAGUACUUGGUGCAUGAGGGGCGGUUCCCUCACCCGAUGGCGCUCACGGCCAUCCACAUGUUCACCAGUUUCGUGCUCACUUCCAUCAUUCUGCUGGUGAAACCGUCCAUGAUGCCGAGCGUCGAGAAGUGCAGGGGCAGGCUGUCUGACCUCUACAAGUACCUGAUUCCCAUCGGCUGCUUCUUCGCCGUGAUGCUGUACGGAUCAAACAAGGCGUACAUGUACUGCAGCGUGGCGUUCUUGCAGUUCAUGAAGGAGACUAACGUUGUGCUCGUGUUCCUCUUCUCGGCCCUGGCGGGCUUGCAGACCAUCAACAGGCAGCGCAUGUUCGUCAUCCUCUGGGUAAUCUCGGGGUCGACAUUGUGUGUCUCUGGCGAGCUGCACUUCGCCCUGACAGGCUUCAUCCUGCAGCUCGUCUCGCAGUUCGCGGAGUGCUGCCGCGCCGUCAUCGCGGAGCUGGUCCUCACCGGUAACGACUACAAGCUGGACUCGCUUAGCUACGCCUUCUUCAUCUCGCCCGUGUGCCUGGUGGUGCUCGUCGUUGGCGCCACCGUCACGUGGAGCAACGAGAUUCUGACCGACACGGCCGCGAUGUGGUACCUCUUGAUCCCGAAUGCGUGCCUCGCGGUCUGCCUCAACAUCACCAUCGCGCAGGUGAUCAAGGAGACCUCCGCCGUCGGCUUCAUGAUCACCGGCAUGGUCAAGGACGUCGUUCUGGUCUGCUUCUCCUCCGCGGUGUUCCACGACACCAUCCAGAAGCAGCAGUGGCUCGCGUUCAUGGUGACGCUCAGCGGGGUGUUCUUCUGGUCCUACAUGAAGAUCGACCCGGGGUCCAAGCUGGUCCGGGCCUUCGAGAAGAUGCUCGGGGUUGGUGCUUGGCCCUUCCCAGGGGAGCCGCUCCAGGCGCCGACGGGCGCCAAGAAGCCUAGCGAGGCGACGCCCAUAGCCCCGAAGAGCGCUUGA